Messenger RNA from Leishmania mexicana MHOM/GT/2001/U1103, 549 nucleotides. RefSeq names its product cytidine deaminase-like protein. Gene Ontology annotation, molecular function: cytidine deaminase activity; zinc ion binding. The transcript has a single exon. Lineage: Eukaryota; Euglenozoa; Kinetoplastea; Trypanosomatida; Trypanosomatidae. The record is from RefSeq and is a predicted model, not a curated record. Bases 1 to 549 code for a protein of 182 amino acids. Gene Ontology annotation, cellular component: cytosol.
AUGCCCGCCAUCAAGUGGUCUUCACCGGUGGUGCGGAAUGACCUCAUGUCCCUGACGAGGCUGCCGGUGGAGAUGCAGCGGGCGGCGGCGGCGGCCGUCGCGGCGCAAAAGAAUGCCUACUCCCCAUACUCGAACUUUUCCGUUGGCGCCGCCCUUCUGCACGACGACGGCAGCGUCACGGCCGGGUGCAAUUACGAGAACUGCACGCUGCAGUCAUGCUGUGCCGAGCGCUGUGCCAUUGUGCGAGCCAACGUGGAGGGCCGCCGGCGCGCCAACGCUGUGGCUGUGUACGGCCGUAGCUGCGCCGUCGCCACCCCGACAAACCCCCCUCCGGCGGACACUCUUUGCCCCCCGUGCGGGCUGUGCCGACAACUACUGGUCGAGGUGGCCGACCUCUCCGAGAACUUUGAGGAGUUCAUGCUGAUUCUCGUCGCGCUCGAUGCACAGCGAGCAAAGGUGGUGCGACUGGCAGAUCUCAUGCCGGCGAAGUUUGGUCCGGCAGACAUAGGCAUGGACGUAGCGCGGCUGGGCUGCCACCCCUCUGCAUAG